Vitrella brassicaformis is the source of this 1772-nucleotide messenger RNA. The record is from the annotation of a GenBank genome assembly. NCBI's taxonomy places the organism in Eukaryota, Vitrellaceae.
CCAGCACUUAGCCCCGCCACAUCCUUCCUGACUCCCCUCCUCCCUCCCUUCCUCUCCUCCGGGUCAGUCAAUGAAUAGCGACACAAACAGCCCGGUCUGCCUGUCGAUGUGCCCCAGCUGGCCCCUCGAAUUGGCAGUCCUGAUCGCCCAGGUGCUCGUUGAAGCCCUUGACCACCCCCGCCACACCAUGGCCGACCUCGUUCAGCCGGGCCCGGUGAACCACCUCACGGACACCCGUCAGCAGGCGAUUCUGCCCACCCUGCUGACCCCUCACGGCGAAGCACUGCAACGGCGGCACGGUCACCUUGACGCGCUUGUCGCCCUGCUGCUCGUAUCGCGUCCCGCCCACCACCUCCCUGUUGCUGCUCGUCUGUGUGGCCGCCGACUUGACAAAGUGGCCGACGGCCGCACGCACCCGGCGCCUCAGCGGCGACUCACCGAUGAGGUACUGGUCGAUGGCGGCCACAGCAGCGAGGGGCUCGUGCAGGAAGGCGCCGAUCUUCCAUGCGAUGGCCUCUGCCUCGUGUGGGCCGAAUGCCAUGUUGGAUGGGGAGGGGUGGGGGUGGGCGCCGUCGUGGUGGAGGGUGAGGGGCAGCAGACGGGCGAGAAGCAUCGAGUGGUCGCGCUGGGGGGCGAGGGCGCUGUUGAUGGCCGACAUGACGGCCUUGGACAGCUCACUCAGCACUGUCGCAUACUCGGUCAGCGCCAACUGACGCUCACGGCGCUCCUCCUCGGUGGCGGUGGGCAUGCGGGCGAUGGAUGGGGCCGCCCCGCUCCGAAGCAGCACACCGAUGGUGGUCUUGUAGUUGCGGAUCGAUCUCAAGUCUCCCUCGCGCCCAUCUUGCUGCAGCCGCUGCUGCUGCCUGAGCGUAAAGACAGCCUCUGCGAGUGGUGUCAGGUUAGGCUGGUUCAGCAGUCCCCUGCUGAUGUCGUCAGCCGUGAGCCGGCGACACAGCCACUCAGCCACAAAGGGAGAGCCGUAUGCGGCCGCCCGGUGCAGUGGCGUUUUGCCGAUGGCAUCUGUUGCCGUCAUGUCAGCACCGUGGCUGGUGAUGAGGGUGAGGUACUCGUCAAUGAAGAGCUGGGAGAACGCAGCAAAGUGCUCAUGCACCAGAUUCCUUCCACCAGCGUCUCGUUCAGCUGCGAGUGUGCUGUCGCGUUGGAUGAGCCCACGGUAGACCGACAUGAGGGCCGCCUCGUACUCACGGCUGACAGGGCGGGCAGCGAAAGGGAACCGUGGAAGCCGCAUCAGUCCAAAUCCCCGCACGUAGGUCUGACGCGCCAGGAGGGCCUCCACAGCCGUCAGAUUGCCUGUCACAAUGGCCACCCGGAUGGGCCUCAGCACCCCGCCCGCAUUGACGUCCGCCCCGCCGUCGACGAGUGCAUUGAUGAUGUCACACUGCAGCUGACGAGAGGACCACUGUGACAGGACGACGGGCGCCUCGGAGUAACAACCGCUGCUCGCGUAGAGGGAUGGGUAGUUUGUUGGGCUGUCGAUGGAGGAAGACAGGCAGCUGUAUCGACGGCGAGCGGUGCCUGCGGUGCCACGGACGUGGAGGCCGCCGAUGGCUCUCGGGUCGGCUCCUUGCCCUAUCAGCUGUGUGACUUGGGCGGCCUUGCGCCGAAGGCAGCCCUCCAACAGCUGGGAGCCCUACCAGUGACGCUCCUACCAGGGACGAUGUCGACGUCAUCCAGCCCUUUGCAGCCGGGCGGCACAGCAGGAGGUGCUUGCGAUGAGGCAGACGACGGCUGGGCCAUCACGCAGAGUCACA